Molecule: messenger RNA, 1928 nt
Organism: Drosophila nasuta
Lineage: Eukaryota; Metazoa; Arthropoda; Insecta; Diptera; Drosophilidae
Product: lactosylceramide 4-alpha-galactosyltransferase-like
Exons: 3
Coding region: 498-1676 (392 amino acids)
Biological process (GO): glycosphingolipid biosynthetic process
Molecular function (GO): alpha-1,4-N-acetylgalactosaminyltransferase activity
Source: RefSeq, a predicted model, not a curated record
AUGGUUGUUUAAAAUCAAACGUUACAUUUAUUUUCACAAUGUAUUAGCAAUGUAAACAUAUCUUCAAUUUAGAUAAUAAGUUCAAAUACAUAAGUGGUGCAUUGUCCAAACACAGUGUAUAUAGCUGGAUACAUUCUAGUUAACACAGCUGUUUCAAGUUUUUAUAUAGUUUCGCAAUAACUGUAAUCUAUGUAUACAAACGGAUUCGUACACUUAUAUACUAUCUAUAAGAACAACAGACCUGCCAACUCAAAAAAAAAGAACUAGCUCUAAAUGUUCAGCCCGCAAUGCUGAAAUUUAACUCAACUCUUUACAUUUUGGACAAUGUAUAUUCCAUGAAUACUGGCCAUAGUGUUCCUUCUGAUAAGAAAAAUACAUUGAUGGAAAUGAAGAUACGCUGAGCAUGUUCGCAAAAGAAAAAGACUCGAUACCAGCCGAAGGUUGUCGUACGAUGUUAUAAUGUAUAGUGGCAUUAAAAACAAACGAACGAACCGCACAUGUUCAUUACUCUAAAUGAGCUCGAGUUCCCAAGUCAUAUAGUCUUCCGCCUCAGUAUGUUUCAAACCCCGAUAAAAUUACCAGUGUUCCUACCAAAAAUUCUACAACGACUAUUAUUCUGCCUCAUGGCCGGUGGGUUAAUGUUGUUAUUUGUGGCAUCCCCAACCGAGGACAAUGACAUGCCUGCCAACUUUAAGCCGUUUCCAUGUUUUAUGGAUGCAGACGAUGACAACACAGAUGAUAGCAUCAUAAGACUGGAGGAUGUGCUCCGUGCAGAUGUAAAACCCACGCAAGGGAAAAACAUAUUCUUCCACGAGACGAGUUGUCAUCCGCCAGGAUCGAAGUACAUCAUGAACUUGACAGCCAGACAGGCGUGUUCCAUUGAAUCGGCAGCAUUGCACAAUCCAAACUUUGAGGUAUUUGUGCUCUUUGCAAGUCCCACCUAUCUACCCGGAGCUGAAAGGCCGAAGUUACCACUGAUUGAGGCUCUUCAAAGCUACGAGAAUGUGCAUUUGCGUCAAUUGAAUAUUUGGCGCUAUUCGAAGGGCACACCAGCCGAGGAAUGGGUCAAUAAAGGAGAUCUAUUUGAUUCAAGCUAUUUAAAGGAACACGUCUCGGAUUAUCUGCGUAUGCUGAGUCUCUAUCGCUUUGGCGGAGUCUACUUGGACAUUGAUGUUGUCGUAUUGCGUAGCAUGGAAAAUAUUCCAUUGAACUAUGUGGGAGCAGAGGAGCCUGGUGCGCUAUGCAAUGCAGUCUUUAGUCUGGAUUCCACGGGCAUAGGACACGAGAUUGCCGAACUAUGCUUAAAAGACUUUCAAGAAAAUUUCAAUGGACAAGGCUACAUCUCUAAUGGGCCCAGUUUAGUUAUGGGAGUGACAAAAAAAGUUUGCAACUCCACAUCGAUCGAGGAAAUUGUGGCAGAGCAGAGAAAUUGUAAUGGAUUCCAAGUAUUCAAUACGACGGCAUUUUAUCCGAUUCCUUGGCCAGCAUGGCGUCGAUUCGUUGAGCCGCAAUAUCUCAAUGAAACAUUAGAACAGACAAAGGAUUCGUAUUUAAUACAUUUGUGGAAUAAGGUGUCAUAUGAGAUGAAAUUUAAAAAGGGCGAUGACACUGCCUACGGAAAGUAUGCGCAAGAACACUGUCCCAAGGUCAAUGCGGCAGCUGACGAAUACUUUUAAAUAUCUAUAAGUGCCGAAUAUUCUUAAUUGUGUGGUAGGCAUAGAAAAUAAUUGUAAGCUAUGUAUUAAUUAAUAAUAAUUACAGUAGUUACUAAGUAGGAAAACACUUAUGACCAGCAGUAGAAGUUCAAACGUAGCCGGCAAAUAUAAUAUUAUUUGACAACUUCUCACCUUAAAUGGCCAUUGUCAUUAAUUAAUUAAUUUAUCCUAAUUUCCCUAUUUUAAAAUGUCUAAUCGUUUGCAAUGGUGACA